Penicillium waksmanii is the source of this 2538-nucleotide messenger RNA. RefSeq lists its product as uncharacterized. The record is from RefSeq and is a predicted model, not a curated record. Lineage: Eukaryota; Fungi; Ascomycota; Eurotiomycetes; Eurotiales; Aspergillaceae. Bases 1 to 2538 code for a protein of 845 amino acids. The transcript has a single exon.
AUGCGACCGGCUCUCCUUCGACUGCUGAGGAGGCCCUUCGCCGUCUCAACCCUCGACGCCCUCGCCGCGACCUCUAUUGGGAUCGAGCAAUUGGAGUUUGAUUACACGCGCCUGCGCGGUCAACCACAAUGCUUGCGACACUUUUCGAGUGCCAAUGAUGCCAGCGCUCGCCCUGCUGAGCGCAAACAGUGGCCACGGCGGCGUACGACCGACAAGAGGCGACCUUUGAGCUUUCCCAUCCAUGAGAUUGAAAUACCGACAGGCGCCGAUGCGAUAGCACCACCACGGCCACCUUCACAUAAACAUUAUUCCGAAAACGAAAGAAUACUCGAUACCCCUGCGAAGGCUUUGCAAUUAAACCCGGAGCGGCUGGAGUUCGAGUCGAAUGUUGGACACACCCAUGAUCUUGGGACGCGGUUAGUGGACCAGCCGGAGCAUUCGAGUGAUUUUGAGCUCUGGGAAGAGCUCCUCCAUCAUCGGCAACGGAAAUAUGGAGAUCAAGGCACACAAGAGAUUUGGGAGGGAUUGACAGUUCGCUUGCAAGGGCUUCAAUUACCCGUCACUGGACCCCGGGCAGAUUUCUUCUGGAAAUGCUUUGUGGGUCUUGGGCUGAGGCGCGAGAUAUAUCUUACUAGCGUGCUCCAACAUGCAAUUGAUAUCUACCAGCGUCAAGGCAUCAGCUGGCCGCAUUUGUAUGAAAGUGUGGUAGGUAAACUAUUGGAUCAAGGCCGCACCAGACAAGCUUCCGCAAUACAUCGAAUGCUGCAACGAUCAGGGCUGGCUCAACCAAAUGACCUCAUAAGGGUGCUUAAGCAGGUCUUCCAUCCUGCAUGUCUGCCAAUAUCUAAAGAUUCGCCAAACCUGAUAACUACUCAACGGCAGACAAUCGCUUUCGGGCAGACUGCCUUCAAAGCUAUGUGCCGCUGCGCACCGGGUCAUCGUAUCUACGGUCCGGUAAUCUCGCAUUUAAUGCAGAAUGGUUAUGGAGAAUAUGCGCUGAGAAUGCAUGAAUUCCUGGUGAAACACGAUGACCAUCCGCAAGCAGCCGAGGAAAUGCUAGACCUUUGGGAAUACGUCAAAAGGCAUGGCAGUGAACGAGAAUUCGAUGCCAUCCGAGACUAUGCCGAAGAAAGAGAAUUCGAAAAAUUCAACAUCGAUGCGUCCAUGACCGAUGAGACAGCAUCAACAGGGCACAAAAAAGAGAUAGAAGGCAAGAGAUACAACGACGACAUCGGUGCGAAAUUGAUAUCUACGCCGCCCUUCAACUUGGAAUGGGUUAUUGGGGCUCUCAAAAUGCUCGGCAUCUCAGCAAUCGGACCCCGUACUAUUCGUGAAGUUACCAUCAGAGCUAACGGCAGCAAGGAGAUCCUUGAUAGAAUCAAUCUGAUUCGGGGAUCCGGAAUCACGAUCGAAGACUCCAUCUUUCCAAGUCUGGUUGAGAAGCUUGCCAGACAGCACCGCAGCAUCCUACUUUCCGAUUUACUGCAUAGUGAUCAACACCCCGAUGUCCUGGCAGACGUGAAGAUCCAAGAAUCGUUCCUGGUGUCGCACUACAUGACCCAGGACUGGCGCCAGUAUAACUUGGCGCAGGCGGUGUUGGCAGAGCAUUUCCCGGGGUCGUCAGGUCUUUUGGAUCUACACUUCCGCAAGCACAUUGCAGCUGGGGAAUAUGAUGCAGCUUCCAAGGUAGUGGAUGAGGUUGCCAUACAUGGCCAAAAGUUGAGCGAGGAGAGUGUGGAUUUUCUGGCAGAAAAAGUCCUGACAUCUCGUCAACAGACCAAAGCCCCUUCCCCGGGCAAACAGUUAUCAGCUAAAGAUGAGGUGAUGUUUGUCUUUCGGGUUCUGCAACGCGUGGUGCCAGCAGGGAGCUAUGUCAGUGCGUCAUUUUGGGUUGAGUUGCUGAAGCGACUCGGCAUGGAUGAUAAUUGGGAUGAACUUCGCGAAGUGUGCCAUUGGUUGGUUCGCGAGUACUCAUUUAGUCCCCUCGCGGAGCCUUCGUUGUUCUCCUCGAAAUUGCAACCUACGGGGCGAGACGGCCGAAUUCUCAGUCGGAUAUUUACCGCGAGAAUGCAGGCGGCGAUUGUCACCUGGGGAUUCCGACCGCGCAUCGACGAAAAUGUCGUCGGCAAUCAAAAGCAUUACUACAAACACCCGACUACUGGCCAAAGGCCGACUACUGGCCAAAGGUACAUCCUUUGGGUGCGAGGCAUCCUUCUUCUUCGAGACUUGAGCAAUGCUGGCCUGAAAGUCAAAGCAGACUGGGUCCGACGAGCAACUCGUCACCGGUUGGCCACUUUGUUCAGCGAGUAUUCACCCUCGGCCAGGCGAGUGAACCGGACCCUGCGACGAAUGUGUCCAUUUACUCUGCAAGAAGUGAUUGCAGAUGCCAAACGUGCUUGGGGUGAUGAAUAUUUGUUCCGUGGACAUGAGCACUCGCGGUCUCCCCGGUGGCUGGCAAAUCCAUAUCGUACGAGGAGCAGUCUCCGGCGUUCUUCAAACGUCGUACUCUCGCGGCGAGAAAUGGGGGGGACUACGUGA